CACAUUCCCAUCUACCAUCAUUAGACAGGUUCACUCAGACAUGAGUGUUAGUGCACCUUUCCUUGUGCUAGAUGAAAACAAGAAGAUGAUGCUUUUGCCAUUGACUCUCCUUCACAAGGAAGCUCCUGAUCCUGUAGACACUUCUUCCUGGACACAAGUUCCUAGCGUUUCUACAAAAUCCAAGUUUCCUCUUCAAAAAUGGGUUCAUGUGGGUUGUGAGGUUUCUAGAAAUUUCAUGAGGCUUUUUAUUGAUGGAAAUAUUGAAGGAGAGCAGUUUGUGACUUCUUUGCUGACAAAGAACACCAAUCCCGAGUGUCCUCGAAAGAUAUCGCUAUUUAGUGUUGGCGGGGAUGGUUAUAGCGUUCAAGGUUUCAUCCAAUGUGCACAAGUCUUACCUGCUAGUGAUCAUGUGGAGCAUCAUUAUAUGAAGGACCCACCUCUAUUGUUAUCUGUCAAUAAAUCAUCCUCAUCGGGGAUCAAAUUAGAUGAUGAUGGUGUUUGGCAGGCAUCUUGCAGGGAGAUUUUUUCCUUGGAUGUUGUUUUAUCCAAUGCCAUUGGCCAGCCUGUGCACAAGGAUGUGGAGGUUGUUGCAUCACUACUGUAUGCCGAUACACUUGUGGAGGCCAGGAUGAGUGAAGCUGAGGCUCCUCUUUUGGUAAGAGAUGAAGGAGUUGAAUUCUCAUCUGGUGAUAGACCGAUCAAAUUAUUAAACGGACGCUCAUCCUUUAAGCUCAAGAUCUCUCAGCUUUCCUCCAAGAGUGAUAACAGAUUGUUCUGGAUUAAAUUUGGAAUACGAAAUGCUAAAGAUUAUCCUUUUCUUCAAGCUGUUUCCAAUCCAAUCCGUUGCAUUUCGAUCAGUCCUGAUGUCCGGCCACUUUCUGUUACUCCGAAAAGGUUGACCAACAUUGACCAUCUAUCAAGUACCGAGUCUCCGGACCUUCUACAGAACACGUCCUCAGUUAAACGAAUCAGGUUGGGCAAAGAAAGUGUUUCUGGGAGCGAGGAAUCAUAUCAACAAUGCAACUCUCGUCCCCAAACCUCAAGACAGUUUGAGAAUGGAAAUGGCAUGAGAUUGCACGAAGAAGAUAACUCUUCAACUGAUUCAGAAAACUCGGAAAUGAGAUAUACAAUCUCAGAUUCCACCAUCUUUAGAUACUGCCUUGGAAACAUAAUCGACAAAUCUCUACUUCUAAAGGAAAUCACAAACAACUCAUCAGACGAUGAAGUUUUGGAAUUUGCAAAUCAGGUUUCUCUGUACUCUGGAUGUUCACACCAUAGCUAUCAAAUCAACAUGGCAAGAGAGCUAAUAGCCGAAGGAACAAAUGCAUGGAUAUUGAUAUCUCGGAACAAUCAACAUGUUCUUUGGGACAAUGUGGUCUAUGAGAUUGAAGAACAUUUCAUGAGGAUUUCAAAAUGCAGCAGUAGAUCACUCACCCACCAGGAUUUUGAGCUUCUAAGGAGAAUAUCAGGAUGCUACGAGUACGUAACUCAGGUGAAUUUUGAGAAAAUGUGGUGUUGGUUGUUCCCUGUUGCUUACUCCAUAUCCCGGGGCUUGAUAAACGGAAUGUGGCGUUCUUCGUCGCCUAAAUGGAUUGAAGGAUUCAUCACUAAGGAAGAAGCAGAACAUUCGCUUCAAGGCCAAGAACCCGGAACCUUCAUACUCCGUUUCCCUAUUUCAAGAAUCUGGCCUCACCCUGAUGCUGGUAGUUUGGUAGUGACUUAUGUUGGUCAUGAUUUCGCUCUUCAUCAUAAGCAACUCAAGAUCGAUAACAUCUGCGAAAGUAGUGAAAGGUACAUGGAUGCAAAACCGCUGCAAGAUAUGUUGUUGGCUGAACCGGAGCUCUCUCGGCUAGGAAGGAUCAUAAGAAGCCAUUGAAUGAUAUGUGUGACGUUUCUACAUUUUCGAAUAUACAGACGCUUAAUCUCUCUUACAGUUAGUAAAUUUGUAUAAGCUAAGAGGGCUUAGCUAAGUCAGUCUCAAAUUAAUGUUAAAAUCACAA
This is a messenger RNA of Arabidopsis arenosa, 2000 nucleotides long. The record is from the annotation of a GenBank genome assembly. NCBI's taxonomy places the organism in Eukaryota, Viridiplantae, Streptophyta, Magnoliopsida, Brassicales, Brassicaceae.